AUGCCGAUAGAGAACUCCUUUUCUAACAUCUUCCCCAAGCUCGAGUUGGAUUACCUUGCACAAGGUAUAUGCCGCGGUAUCAAUUCCCGGCUCAACCAAGUCCACCCGAGAGCUAUCCCAUGUGCUACGGUCGCCAGUAUCAGGCCGCCGAAACACCACGCGCACAUCAUCCUUAGUAAGAUUAAUGAGUCUAUCUCAAAUCACCUUACUGCGCAAUAUGCUAACUUUGGAAAGGCUUCCCCGUAUUCUGACACCACAGAUUUGCAUAAUGGUCCCAGGGCACUACCAUGUCCUGAUGAAGCACCAGAUCAAGGUGCACAAGCACUCAUUCGUGGAUGCAAAGAAAUAGCAGAGGGUGCUGGUCUUCCAGCCCCGGAGAUGAUGCUAGACCCGUCACUUGGUGGUCGAGAUGUGGUUCAGUACUACAGUGAGAUGCAUUAUGCCACGAUGAUGGGCGAGGUUGUGACUGGGGAAAGAAUACGAAGAGUCACUCGUGUUAUUGUUAAAGAGAAAGGCUCACCUGUAGACAAUCGCAUACUUCUGGAUGCGCUUGAUCCUACAGACAGAGAGUAUCUCACACAGAAAUGCGCUUUCAGCCUGCCUCCGAAGCACUAUUGCUGCAGCGAAGCAUUCCUCCAGUCAUAUUUUAGACUUGCUUACCCAACUUGUCCCGUGUUUGACCCAUAUGAGUUCAUACAGUCAUACGAUUCUGGAACCUAUUCAUUCUUCCUAUUACAGGCCGUUUUGGCGAAUGCGGCCUUGUUCGUACCCCAAAAGAUUCUGGAAGCAUCUGGCUUCGCAAGUCGCGCAGAAGCAAUAGAAAAGUUUUGCACCAGAGCCGCAUUACUUUACGACUUCAACUGUGAGAAGAGCCAGCUGAGGCUAUUGCAAGGCUCUGCCGUUUUGGCAAUGACGGGAUUUUCUGGAACUGGGGAUAAAGACUUUAGCUACUGGUACCACAAUGCUAUCCGUCUGGCCAUUAAAAUGGGAAUACAUCACCAAGGUUUCAACACGCAUGAGAUAGACUCGGCAACCUACAGGCUAUACCAAAGGAUCUGGUGGACAUUAUAUAGCCGUGAUAUAAUGCUACUUUUCUCUGGCGUAGAGAAUAAAAGUCUGCUGGGAAGUAGUACUGAGAGCUUGACAGCCCUUCCACCUGUAGAAAUGUGGGUGCCUGAGAAUAUCUCACCAUCAUGCGCAUCCGUACUACCUCCCCUGACGCUAUUAGAGAGUCUCUAUUUCGUCGAAAAUUGCAAGCUGGCUACCAUCGCCUCACAUUGCCUUUCAGUGGCCAAGUCCGGAUCUCCGAAUUCUCUAGCUCAUAUUCAGGAAGCUUUCAGCACAUGGCAUGCAUCAGUUGCUGAGCCUUUGCUACCGAAUCCAGGUCAAGAUCCCCGCGAUAACCCAUGGCAUAUUGUCCUGAUAGCUACAAGCUAUCGCUUCCAAUGUAUGCUAUUUCGCUGGUUAAGGAAGCACUGGGAGGUCAAAGAUUCACUGUUGUCAGAAAAUGCCAACAGCUGUCUUAAGCUUGCUAUGUAUGAACUGGAUGCGAUGAUUGGUAGGGCUUUAGCUUAUGAUAUGUUGCGUAACCUGCCUAUAGCAUUCUUGAUCUGUGCUCCUGCAGUCCUUGCCUUACAUCUUGAGAUAGUUCUCAAAUCUGCUGAGCCUGAUGAGCUUAAAUCACGAUCUCUGAUCUACAUUCAACAAUCCCUCAUCUGCAUGAAACAGUGCCGGGAUUUACCGCAAAUUGAGGUGGCUCUUGGAGUCGCCGAAUGGGUUUUGGCUAAGAAAGCUUUACUGCCCAAUUGGAGCCACGAAGUGGUUCCCAACGGAGAAACUUCUCAUCAUACUGUACAGAGAUCCUCGAGAGAUUGGUUCUACUCUGCGCAUAAUACCGAGAGCCAAAGUUCUCAGGAUGAUCUGGCGGAGACUGACGUGACCCUAGAUGAUUUCUUAGUAUUCGGCUUGCCCGAAAACAUGAUGUUUAAUUACUAG
This is a messenger RNA of Trichoderma harzianum CBS 226.95, 1995 nucleotides long. RefSeq lists its product as hypothetical. Bases 1 to 1995 code for a protein of 664 amino acids. NCBI's taxonomy places the organism in Eukaryota, Fungi, Ascomycota, Sordariomycetes, Hypocreales, Hypocreaceae. The record is from RefSeq and is a predicted model, not a curated record. Gene Ontology annotation, biological process: DNA-templated transcription. Gene Ontology annotation, molecular function: DNA binding; zinc ion binding. The transcript is spliced from 8 exons.